AUGAGACUAGAACUCACCCCCGCUUUACUUCGAGAUCUAGAGGAGUUAUUUGCGAACGCCGACAAUUAUGAUGUAUCAAUACAAGUAGGGGAGGGUUCCGAGUCGAGGACAUUCCACGCACAUUCUGUCAUACUUCGGGCUCGAUCGCCCUACUUUAACGAAACAUUGUCGAAACAGAAUGCUUGUCCGUUUGGCGGGUUAACAGAUAAGCAAGUUGUUAACGUAAAAUUACACGAGCGUAUUCGUGCUUCAACCUUUGGCACGCUAUUAAAAUACAUAUACACAGGCAGAAUUACACUAUCCGAAUACACGGCAGACACGAUAUUCGAUAUUCUUCUCGCCGCCGAUGAUCUUUUCCUCGACGACCUCGUCGAUCAAAUCCAAGAUUAUCUCGUCACUCAACAAUCCAACUGGCUAAAAUUACGUUUUGUCCUCAUCAAUCGCACCGCGUUCGAGUAUAACCGUUUCCGCCACCUGCGAUCAUACUGUCUGAAACUGAUACGUGAAGAGCCAGGUGCCAUAUUCACGUCGUCCGACUUUCAUAGUCUAGACCGAGGCACGUUGGUUAGUUUGUUGAAGAGAGAUGAUUUGGCACUGGAGGAAGUUGAAAUUUGGAAUCGGCUGAUCAAGUGGGGAAUAGCACAGAAUCAAAUUCUUGCGAAAGACGUGUCAUGUUGGUGUCCAGAGGACUUUGUCGUAUUGCAGAACACGCUCAAGGAUUGCGUUGAACACGUGAGGUUUCUGAAUAUGUCGUCGGAAGAGUUUGCCAUUCAUGUGUUACCUUACGAAAGCAUUAUUCCUAGGCAAUUGUUUCGCGAUGUGUUCGCGUGUAAUAUGCAAAAGUCACAAUCGCUUGCUCUGGCAAAGUCGACUCGGAAGAAAUUGGGGUCUAUUGCCAACACGCCUCGAUUUUCCAAUAGAUGGAAUUCGGUGAUUAUUAAUUCUGAGCAGGCGGCAUGGAUAACUGCCUGUAUAGACAAACUGGAUAAAGGCGACUUGAAGUUUCAUCUCCGUAAGGCUGGAAUCGUCAAGAAUUCAUUCAAAUAUAGACUUCUGCUUCGUGGCAGUCGCGAUGGAUUCGACCAUCAAUCGUUUCACACGUUAUGCGAUGACCAGGGUGCGACUGUGAUUAUCAUCAAAGUAGCGGAAACUGGUGAAAUUCUUGGAGGAUAUAACCCAUUGCCAUGGAAUCAGUCUGUCAAUUGGGGCGAAACAGAGGACAGUUUUAUUUUUUCUUUCAAAAAUGAGCAUUCGAAAAAGGGAUUAUUGUCUCGUGUUAGGAAUGCCGACAGAGCCGUGUUUAAUGGAAGCACCAUAUUCGGUCCUUGUUUCGGUCAUGAAGAUCUGGUUCUCAAGGGAGAUUUCAGAGAUUUUCAAUGUUGUAAGAGGUCUGAUUAUUGUCUGGAAAUUAAGAAUUCCAGGGACUACUUUACGGUUGAAGAAUAUGAAGUAUUUGGGAUCGAGAAGAGAUCAAAGUGGUUCUUCUGA
Paraglomus occultum is the source of this 1488-nucleotide messenger RNA. Lineage: Eukaryota; Fungi; Glomeromycota; Glomeromycetes; Paraglomerales; Paraglomeraceae. The record is from the annotation of a GenBank genome assembly.